AUGAAGACGAAUAUCUUUUCCUCUAUCUUGCUGCUUCCUUCUUCGGUGCUCGUGCUAGCUACACCGAUGAAGGACCACAUGCACGCAAUUCGUGCACCCUCCAUGUCGUCAUCCAGUUCUUCAUCCGCAACUCCAUCCGGAACAAAGACAAGCUGCGCACCAGGCGGCUACAUGUCCGCCUUGGGCGACUUUGACCUCCAACUCCCCAUCGCAGCCUCCAGCGGUGGAUCUGCCGAACAAAUAUCCGCAACAGCUGUUGCCGGCUGUAGCGGCUACCAGAAUCCAGACUGGUUCUACUGGAACACGGCCAGCUCGUACCUUGUGAUGAAAGCACCGCCGACCAGCACGCCCUGCGCCAAAACAUCAGGCAGCAAGCAUUGCCGCACCGAGCUCCGCGAGGCAGACCCGUCGAGUUGGAGUCCCUCCGGGACGAACACGAUGACCGUCAAGCUUAAGGUUGCGCAGGCCGAUGACGGCGAUUACGGCACUGUCAUCGGGCAGGUGUUUUCGGCAAGUUUUUCAAAGCCUAUCAUAGAGCUCUACUAUAACCCGCAGGGGGUUGUUACUGUCGGCCUGGAAACGACGACUGCGGGAGGAGAUGAGAACUUCACGAAGAUUGGAACGAUUCCGGAGAAUACCGUCUUUACGUAUGAGUUGAACUACUCAAAUGAUGAGCUCACGGUGUCUCUUAACGGAGGGACGGCCAACCAUUUCUCGGUUACGCCGUUAGGUACGCCGGAUGCUUACUUCAAGGCUGGUGACUAUAAUCAGGGGGAUAACGUGGCUAGUGAGGUUGAUAUCUACUCUAUUGACGUGGUGCACUCCUGA
This is a messenger RNA of Penicillium riverlandense, 828 nucleotides long. RefSeq names its product polysaccharide lyase family 7 protein. Bases 1 to 828 code for a protein of 275 amino acids. NCBI's taxonomy places the organism in Eukaryota, Fungi, Ascomycota, Eurotiomycetes, Eurotiales, Aspergillaceae. The transcript has a single exon. The record is from RefSeq and is a predicted model, not a curated record.